Molecule: messenger RNA, 414 nt
Organism: Cokeromyces recurvatus
Lineage: Eukaryota; Fungi; Mucoromycota; Mucoromycetes; Mucorales; Mucoraceae
Product: CCAAT-binding transcription factor (CBF-B/NF-YA) subunit B-domain-containing protein
Exons: 3
Biological process (GO): regulation of transcription by RNA polymerase II
Cellular component (GO): CCAAT-binding factor complex
Molecular function (GO): RNA polymerase II cis-regulatory region sequence-specific DNA binding; DNA-binding transcription factor activity, RNA polymerase II-specific
Source: RefSeq, a predicted model, not a curated record
AUGCUCAGCAACAUGUUUCUAUGGUAACGAGUUUUUUUUCUUUUGUUUCUUCAAAUGUGUAUUGUAUAUAGGCUUAUACAUAUAUAUAUAUAUAUAUAUACUUUUCUAGCCUACUAGUAUGAUGACUGCAACAGCACAGCCAACUCAGGUAGUUGUGCCCACUGCACCUGUUGUUGUAGAAGAAGAACCUUUAUACGUAAAUGCUAAACAAUAUCAUCGAAUUCUUAAGAGACGAGCAGCUCGUUUAAAGCUCGAAGAGAUGCAUAAAUUAGAAAGGACAAGAAAGCCGUAUCUUCAUGAAAGUAGACAUCGACAUGCUAUGCGUCGUCCAAGAGGUCCAGGUGGAAGAUUUUUAACUGCUGCUGAAAUUGCUGAACUAGAAAAGAGUGGAAAAUUACCAGCAAAGGAUAAUAA